UCCACAAGUACAGUGACAGAGGCGAACAGAGGAAAUAUCUCCCCGUCGGAUUAGCUCGCCUCGCCGCCAUGGCCGCCGCCUCCCGAUGCCUCCUGCUCCGGGCAUCUGUCCCGGCGCCUGCGUCGACCCCGACAGAUGCUGCGAAGUCCCUGGCCUCCAUCGCCACCUCCUCCGGCGCCACCUCACGCGCUCUCAGCGCGGCCGUCUACCCGACCUCUGCCCGCCGUCUCCGGCCGCCGCCGCUCCGCGCUUCCUCGGAGGGAGGCUCCCCCGAGCCGGAGCUCGCUGUUCUUCUCGAAGUUGAAGGAGUUCUUGCAGAUGUCUACCGCUUCGGUAAUCGCCAGGCUUUCAAUGUAGCUUUUCAAAACCUUGGUCUAGAUUGCGCGAAUUGGACAGAGCCAAUAUACGCGGACUUAGUGAGGAAAUCUAGUGGCGAUGAGGAAAGGAUGCUGGUACUAUUCUUUGACAGGAUUGGCUGGCCUACAUCUUUGCCCACUAGUGAGAAAGGGUCAUUUACAAAAAGUGUUCUUCGUGAGAAGUUGAAAGCUUUGGAAGAGCUCUCUGCUUCUGAUGGCUUACCACUGCGGCCUGGAGUUGAAAAGUUUAUUGAUGAUGCACUUAGCAAGGGUGUGCCUGUAGCCAUAUUGGCAACAUAUGGCAGAAACGGAGAGAAGAUUUCAAGAUCCAUAGUUGAAAAGUUAGGCCCCGAGAGAACAUCGAAAAUAAAUAUUGUUGGAAAAGAAGAGGUUGAAAGAAGCCUUUAUGGACAGCUUGUUCUUGGUGAAGGAGUCGCCUCCAGUUUGGACGAGCAACUCAUUAGGGAAGCACAGAAGGCUGCUUCUGCAGAGAAGCAGAGGAUAGCAGAAGAGGUUGCAUCACUUCUAAAACUCAAUGUUGACAUCAACACAGCAUCAGAAAGCUCUGAGAAGAUAAUAACUACGCUGCGUGCUGGGUCUGAAUAUGCUGGGUGCGAUGUGCAAAACUGCAUUCUUGUUGCCGGCAGCCAACCCAGCGUCCUCGCAGCUGAGCGCAUUGGAAUGCCGUGCAUAGUUGUUCGAAGCAGCCUAACUGCCAGAGCGGAAUUUCACUCUGCGAAGGCCAUCAUGGAUGGAUUCGGUGACACAGACCUAACAAUAUCGAAACUACUCAGUAAGAAGUGGUCUUAAUAUAUAUGUAAACUAGUUACUGAAUGUGAGUUUCAGGCGAUGAAUCUGUAACCCAUCGACUAAGUGAUGAUCAAAAUGACGGACCAGCUGCUUACCGCUUUUUGUUCCAUUUGUGUGCUGUUGUUGUAACUACUGAAGCGCUGAACAUUAUACUGUUACUUGAAUAAUUUUGUUCUGUGCCCGAUCCACCCA
Messenger RNA from Brachypodium distachyon (stiff brome), 1358 nucleotides. Its product is annotated as CBBY-like protein. The transcript has 11 exons. NCBI's taxonomy places the organism in Eukaryota, Viridiplantae, Streptophyta, Magnoliopsida, Poales, Poaceae. The record is from RefSeq and is a predicted model, not a curated record. Gene Ontology annotation, molecular function: hydrolase activity. Bases 69 to 1166 code for a protein of 365 amino acids.